UGGCAACUUCUUUCCUGACUCGGCACCUCACUCUCUGCCCCUUUUCUCACUCCAUCCCGACGUCCCCAUUCUCACUCAUCCAGCAUGCCCUGGAAUCCCGCAGCAAAACACAUGGCGAAGCUGGACGAGCUGGGCGAAAAGGCCCAGAAUCGGCUGCGAGCUUCGCAGAAUGCUGAGGGCUCCAUGGGGGAGAGGCUCAAGGUGGCACGAUCCGGCCAGGGACAGACGGCCAUCGGAGCGAGAUGGAACAAGGAGCAGAACGCUAGAAGGGUAGCUGCUGGUAGGGCUGAAGGAGAAGAGGGAGAGGAAGAUGGAGGAGCCCCUCCACCGCCAGCGAGGAGACAGGCACCUGCUGCUGCUCCCUUUCCUGCCAGGCCACCACCGCCUCCUCAAAGAGCUGGCGCAGGAACGGGUCCGCCCCCACCACCACCGCAGCGCAAUGGCUCGUCUUCUCGUCCGCCACUCCCAGCAAGAGGCAACUCUGCCACUUCCUCUUCCAGCGCCUCGGCCCCUGCACCACCGCCACGCCUGCCCCCACGAAUGAACAAUGAUGCUGGUACCCCCAACCCUCCGCCCCCUUACACGGAGCCAGAAGCAUCAUCAAGACCUGCUCCACCGCCUCCAGCACGUCGUGGUCCACCACCAGUUCCCGCAGCAGGAAGAAAGCCCGCGCCAGCCAUCCCUACCAACAAACCAAAGCCACCAGCUGUACCGCAGCGCACCAGCAUCAAUACCCAGCCUCCCACGGCUGCUUUGGCUAGCGUAUCCAUCAGCACCUCCACACCUCCCCCUCCACCCAUUGCUUCACCCGAGCCACUAGGUCCCCUAACCGCCUCCCGUCGGCCUUCCACCUCCCCCUGCUCCGCUCUCGAAUCCGCAACCUUCUUCUGCUACCCGACGCAUUACGCCGAAUGGUCCUCUCACCCGGCCAACAGCAACCAACCAUGGUACUUCCGUCUCACGCAGAGCAGCCCAGUCAACAUGCCCCCGACCAUGAUGGGGAAAAAUGACCGAGUCUGGAGCGCGUCGGUCAUGCGACGUAGUGCGGGUAGGGUGGAGGAGGAGGAGCAAGUGGGUGCUAUUCUAUUUGGAGACUUGAGCUCGCUCUGGUACAAGAUCUCCUACUCCCCCUCAAACCCCGCGGAGAGCAUGCAAUGCAAGGUAGCCUAUGCCGAGCCUCCUCAACCAUGGCUCGACUCCAGCCUACUACAGAGCAGUGCAGCUUCGUAUGGAGAGCUCGUCGCGCGUGCGUGCGAAGCGUGGGAGGGGCAAAUCGUAGGAGACGGGGAGUGCUGGACCCUAGCCAACGAAGCGAUCAAGCAGUGCAAUGAGAGUCAGGGGUGGGGAGAGGAGAGCAAGAUGCUCCAGACGGUCGAAAGGACGCAUGGACACUUGAUGUACUAUGCUGAGGCGGGUAAGGGGGGACUCUGGAGGGGUGGAGACGUUGGUUGUGUGCAAAGGGGCGACGUACUGGAGUGGGACGAGUAUGCGCAGUGCAAGCAACUCUCACCUGUCAAGGGGGCGACGGUCAACUAUGGCAACCAAGCCAAGGCCUGCCCUGAGCACACCGCCAUCGUCGUCUCCGCUCCCGCGCCCCCCUCGCAGCGUCAGCCCGAUCCCUCUGGCGAAACCGCCCUGCGACCGGAGGAGAUCGGCUGGGUCGAGGUGCUGGACCAGUCUGCUGGUGUGGUAGUGACGAGGAGUACGCUUGAUCUGAGUCAGUUGAUGAGGGGCAAGCUGUACAUCUAUCGACCGGUGGGUGGGGAGGCGUACUUGGAAGGCAAGGUAGAGGCCAAGUGGGAGGGCGAGGGCAGGAGGAGAGGGUGGGAGGCGCUCAACUAGGCUCGUAGACUAUCCGUUCAAUGCAUCGUGUCAUGUGCUUGAUGCGAAUUUUCUUUCAUUUACCCCCCUUUCUCUGACUUCUAUCAACUCUUCGCCCUGCCAUCCGCUUUUCUCUCCGCUUCAGACACGCCUUCCCAAGCCUUGUCCAGUCUAUCGAU
Messenger RNA from Jaminaea rosea, 2000 nucleotides. RefSeq lists its product as hypothetical. NCBI's taxonomy places the organism in Eukaryota, Fungi, Basidiomycota, Exobasidiomycetes, Microstromatales. The coding region runs from base 85 to 1842 and encodes 585 amino acids. The record is from RefSeq and is a predicted model, not a curated record. The transcript has a single exon.